AUGGCAACAUUUUCAAGACUCGAAAAGAUAAGCGAGGAACUAUCAGAAAAAGAGGUUGAGAGGUUCUGUGAUGGAGUUCAUGAACUGAGCCUUUGUGACAUCCAGAUUGCGACUGAAGGAUAUUCUAUGAGCGAAAACCAAAAGACAGAGGAAAAAGACCAGCCUCUAAGCAGUGAUGGAAAUCCCAACGAUGUGAAACAAAACUGGAGCAAUCCACAACAAGAGCACCAUUCUAGUACCGACGAUAGCCUAAUUCACUCUCACCCUUCACAGCGCCGAAGGAAGAUCAGUGUCGUUGAAGCAAGUGAUGCAGUCUUUGCUGAACGAAGAAACAUCAGAGUUUUCCAUAAGAAAUUUGGAGAAAGUAUGCUGUCUGAAAAUUCGAGGAUUUUCAACAAAAAAUUAUAGAAUUUUUUAACUGUAUAUAUGAUUUCGCUCUGAUAUUUGUUACAGUAACACUCACUGUUUGCCGUAAAGAAUAAACAACCUUAUAUGAAUUUAGAGGAAAUCAUUGUUUUAAGAUCCAACAGUGUUGGACCAAGAAGUGUUUUAUAGCCAUUUCAUUAUUUGUCCCUUGUGCCUGAAUUAACAGUGUAUCCAAAGCUGUUGAGAUUUUUAAAAUAUCAUAAAAAUUCUGUAGCGAGCGGCGAAGACACGUGAGUCACGUGCACGAACUGAGGAUUGCGGAUUUUCAUUGAUUUUCAAUGAUUGCUGGUAACUGUCAACUGAGAAAACUAAGGCCUUUUUAACUAUCCUACGAAAAAACUAUUUUCUGCUAGUCGAUCAUAGCAAAGGUCAUGUCAGGAAUCUUUUCCAAGUCAAGCCUGAAUUUUUUUCAGGUUGUUUUUCCGCAUAGGUUGUUUUUGCUUCUGCGAAGAUCAGGUUUGAAAAUUGCCGACAAUUUUUCUGUAGAAUGUCCGAAAUCAAUUAAUACGCGACUCGCCCAUUCGAGUUUUUAGUCAAGAAUGUGUUUUAAACAGUCAGCCGAGAACAGUACGGCAUUUCUACUAUCCUCCUGAAAAAAGUAUUUUCCCAGUUGGUCUGGGAGAAUUCUUCAAUGAUAGUGAAAUGGCAGGUGUACAAAACACGCGUGCGUGACGCGCGAGAUCAGUUGCGCGCGUGUCUAACCGACUGGUAUUCUAGCUAAAGCAGGAUUCCGAAUAAUAUACUGCACGCUGGAUUUAUCAUAAUUGAUACAAUGGCUGUAUUCUUUAUUGCAUCCCUGAAAUGACUAAAAUAUAUCUUCUCUCACAUGAGAAAAAAAACCCUAGUUGUACGUCACAUCAGGUUGUAGACAAGACAAACAGAAUACUGAAGGUGCUUUUAACUGGGGGUGGCUAAUGUGCGAGCCUGUGAGCGGGAGCCUCUUCUGACAAGCCGGAGCCAUUUUUUGCUAUCCCUAAGAGUUUCCCACCGAAAACAUCCAAAUAUGGACAUAAUGCCUUUUUAUGGUCUUGAUUAAUCCGGUCUAUAUAAUGUGUUCUGCAAAGUGCAAACAUUAUAGAAUCAGGGAAAGAGGGUGGUGAGUUUUCUCUUAUUUUUAACAGUUUAUAGUUGUGUGCUUUUAAAAAGUAAAUUACGCAAUGCAAGCACUGACGAACGAACAUUUUGCACAUUUUGCUGUUGAAUUAUCAGAUUUGAGAGAUUUUAAUCAUGGCUUCAGCGCUCUAGUUGUUCUGUGCCGUGGUGACUGCUUAGCUAAGCUUUGACCAUAUACAGAUACCCGCGUCGGGGAUCGAAAAUUGUAGAAUUGAAUUCUUGUCUUGUCACAUUUUACUUCCUCAAAUCCAACUUUCUGGAGGUUUUGAGCUAACACCUCAAAACUUCACCCUUGCAGUCCUUCCUUUUAGACGAAUUAAAAAGUUUUGUUUUGCUCAAAAAUUGUCCAGAAAGGCAAAACUUGCUCGAGGCUGCAAAAAGUUGCUCCACACGCCAAAAGUUGCUCAAGUUGCCGAGCACAAUCGGGACAGGCCUUAUUGCACAUGAUUGUGGUCAUUUGACAGCUUUCAAAAGAGUUUAUCCGCUGAAGGUACCCAGAUGUUGACCCAUCCAGGUUACUGUUCUUCUAAAGUUUCUGCUGAAACGUUUCUAGUUUUUAACUAAUCGCAGUCUCAACUCUAAGUUGAUUUUUUUUGCAAUUGUUACAAGUUUAUUUUUUGAAGUAAAUUACGAAUUUAUCUACCGGGGAGCUUCACCUUUAGCUUAGCUAAAUCUAUACAUUAUCACCCAUACCGCGUGGCAUCUUAGAAUUUACCAAUUAACCUUUGGGCGCCCUUGAAUUGUUUGAUGUCUACAUAGUCUGAAACUGACGUUUACAAUUCACCCAAUCCAGUGUACUGGAGUGCUAGGAACAGCGACAUGCUGUCAAAUCUUGAAAAAAGGAAAGGUUUAAUAAGUAACGGCACACAGUUGGCAAUGAAGUUUCCGCAUUAGCGAGGUUAACUUUGUACAAGAAUCUGUUGAUUGGGCAAGAAACAAUUGUCCGCUGUCCGUAAAAUCGAGGUGUUCGCAUUAAGCGAGUGUUCGUUAAGCUGGCUUUGACUGUAUCAUCUAACACAGAGGUCUAUUGCUAUUUGUUCCUAAGGCGGCGUUUUGUAAUUUUACUUCUUAGAAUUGGUAUUUUUCAGCCGUCAGUUUUCUAGGUUAGAAGUUAUUCUUGUUGUCGAUCAUUGAAAUCUUGCAGGAGGGGAUUAUUUUCUAUUGCACGUGAUAGGGAUUUUUAGUUAGCUUGUCGCACUUACUGAGUCAGUUAGGAGAAAGGUAGCAUUACACGCUGUCUUGUAUACCUCAACAAUAAUUAAGUAACCGGCUUCGAUUUUUUAGCCAAAGACUUUGCAAAAACGUUAUUAUUAUAAUCAUUGUUUAGAAUCCUGUCUUUUAUUCCUAUAGCUAUUGUGGACUGGUAUCUUCAUCCAGUUCCUAAUCAGGUCCCUAUUAAACUUGGGUCUUACAGUACCCAACUCGAUAAAUUGGACCUUUUUUGCACGGUUUAGUGUUAUUUAGUAUUGUUGUUUUUGCCAGCUAUCUAUAUCUGUAUACGAAAAUGGCUUUUAUUGACUAAGCUUAAAAACAUGACGUGCGUCAUAUAUUGUUGUUGUUGUUGUUAUUGUUGUUGACGAAUUCUAGUUCGCAGCAACUCGAUCGUUUAGUAUUAUUAAUUGUUAAAUGUACAUAUAGCAAUUUUCUGGUUAGCGACAGAUAUAUAUCUCAGCAAUAAACGUUUUUCUUGCCUUUACAUUUAUCUUGAACUCCGGUAAAAAAAAAACUAACCCGUGCACAAUAUUCCCGGUCUGAGAACUAAUGAAAAGACCUGGUCAUUUAUUGCUGUCAUCUGAUUGGCGAGUCGGGGCCCGCCCUGGUCGGAAUAAAAAUAAAAUUUCAACUCAAAUUAAAAGACAAAUACCUUUGCCGCGAAACUGCCAGGAAAAACUAACGUAGACUAGGAUUCUGGACAUAGCUGUUUGUAAGAGAUAACGCUAUUACUUUGUUUUAAUUGUUUUAAAAUCAGAGUAAAAUGGCAACUUUUUCAAUACUCGAAAAGAUAAGCGAGGAACUACCAGAAAGAGCUGUGGAGAGCGUUUGCGAAGGAGCUGAAGCAUUGAGCCUCUGUGACAUCCAGAUUGUGACUGAAGGAUAUUCUAAGAUCGAAAACCAAAAUGAGAAAGAGGAAAAAGACCAGCCUCUAAGCAGUGAUGGAAAUCCCGACGAUGCGCAACAAAACUGGAGCACCCCACAACAAGAGCACCGUUCUAGUACCGACGGCAACCUAAUCCACUCUGACGCUUUACAACGCCGAAGGAAGAUCAGUGUUGUUGAAUCAAGUGAUGCCGUCUUUGCUGAAAGGAGAAACAUUAGAGUUUUCCAUAAGAAAUUUGGCGAAAGUAUGCUGUCUGAAAAUUCGAGGAUUUUCAACAAAAAAUUAUAGAAUGUGUUUUUUGUAUAUGAUUUCGCUCUGAUCACUGUUGGCCAUAAAGAAUAAAUAAACCGAUAUGAGUUUAGAGGAAAUCAUUGUUUUAAGAUUGUUGGACCAAAAAGUGUUUUAUAGCCAUUUCAUUAUUUAUCCCUUGCCUGAAUUAACAGUGUAUCCAAAGCCGUUGAGAUUUUUAAAAUAUCAUAAAAAUUCUGUAGCGAGCGGCGAAGACACGUGAGUCACGUGCAUGAACUGAGGAUAGAGGAUUUUCAUUGAUUUUCAAUGAUGGCUGGUAACUGUCAACUGAGAAAACUAAGGCCUUUUUUACUAUCCUCCUGAAAAAACUAUUUCCCCAGUCGGUCUGCUAGAAGUCUUCAAAGAUAGUGGAAUGGCAGGCGUAUAAAACACGCGUGCGAGACGCGCGAGACCAGUGGGCGCUUGGCUACUUUUGCUGUUCUCUCGCGAGAAAAGAAAAAUAAAGGGCCGGCUUGCACUCUAGCUAGAGUACGAUUCAAAAUAAUAUACUACACGGUUGGUGUGUCAUGAUUUAUACAGUGGCUGUAUUGUUCAUUACAUCAAUGAAAUGACUAGAAGAUAUCUUCUCUUCCAUGAGAAAAAAAGCCUAGUUGCAACAUCAAGUUGUAAACAUUUUUUAUCAAGACAAAUAGAAUACGGAUACUUUGAUCUGGCCUACUCCUUUCCUGGGCAGCAGCAUUGAACCAGGAACCCCGAGGGAUCGACUGACGUUCAAUUCUUUUUAAUCUCGGGUUUUGACUGCAGCCAAGAGAAUAUCUCUUCUCUGCUGAAAACCAUACAUUGUGAUUUUUCUUCUGGUCACUGUCGCUCAGGCAGUAGUACUUAUUUGAUGCCUCUAUUUAGCGAUUUGUUGAUAAUUUUUAUGUUUUGAGUCUUAAUAGGUCCCGCUAGUAACUGUGGUCACAAUGUGGUUCAUCUCCUCCUAAAUGUGUUUGUAAGGGAUAAGGCUAUUACUUGUUCAGUUUUUAUUGUUUUAAAAUCAGAGGUAAAAUGGUAACUUCUUCAAGAUUCGAAAAGAUAAGCGGAGAACUACCAGAAUAAGCGGUUGAGAGCAUUUGUGAUGGAGUUCAAGCAUUGAGCCGCUGUGACAUGCAGAUUGAUAUACUCAGACGGAUAUCAGUUCUACGUGGGAAAACCAAAAGACAGAGGAAAAAGAACAGAGUCCGAUCGGUGAUGGUUAUCCAAUAAUGCGAAGCAAAACUGGAGCAAUCCACAACAUGAGCACCAUACUAGUAGGGACGCCAGCCUAACUCACUCUUAUCUUUCACAGCCUCGAAAGAAGAUCAGUGUUGUUGAGUCAAGUGAUGCGGUCUAUGCUGAGCGGAGAAGAAUCAUAGUUUUUCAUAAGAAAUUUGGCGAAAGUAUACUCUCUGAAAAUCAAGGGUUUUCAUUAAAAAUCUAUAAAAGAUUUUUUGUAUAUAUUUUCGCUAAAGCUUGUUAGUAACAUUGUUGGCCAUAAAAAAUAAAUAACCUAAAAUGAAUUUACGAAAAAUUACUCCGCUAGCUUUGAAGAUUAAAUUGAAAUAUAUGAAAUGAGCCAUAUUUGAACUGGGGAUAAAGAUAUGAAAGACAGUGAAAAUGAUCUUCCCAGAGAAAUAAACAACCUAAGCGGUUGAAAAAUAACUUGAAAACAAUUUUAUUCAGGCCAAAAUUUCCGCCACGGCAUGCAGGGUUCCGCGGUAUAUUACGAACUCACGAUGACUUGCUUGCCAGUUGACUUGAUUAGCUCAAUGGAUAAAGCGAUGUAUCCGGUCAUAGCAAAGGUCAUCGGUCAGGGAUCGUUUGCAGGUGUAGCCUGAACUUUUUUCAGGUUGUUUUUCUACUUUGGUUGUUUAUUCUUCUGCGAAGAUCAUGUUUGAAGAUUGCCGACAAUUUUUCAGUAUAGAAUGCCCGAAAUCAAAUUAAUACGCGACUGGCCCGUUCGAGUUUUUUGGACAAAUAUGUGUUUUAAACAGUCUGUCGAGAAAGGUACGGCAUUUCUACUAUUCUCCUGAAAAAACUAUUUUCCCAGUUGGUCUGGGAGAAUUCUUCAAUGAUAGUGGAAUAGCAGGUGUACAAAACACGCGUGCGUGACGCGCGAGACCAGUUGCGCGCGUGGCUACUGUUUCUUUUUUUCGCGCAAAACGAAAAAAAAAGGACCGGCUUGUAUUCUAGCUAGAGCAGGAUUCAAAAUAAUUUACUGUACGCUUGGCGGAUCAUACAAAGGCUGUAUUCUUCAUUGCAUGCAUCCCUGAAAUGACUAGAAGAUAUCUUCUCUCACAUGAGAGAAAAAAACCUAGUUGUACGUAGCAUCAAGUUGUAGACAAGACAAACAGAAUACUAAGAGCACCAAGGGUGCUUUUAACUGGGGGUGGCCCAUGUGCGAGCCUGCGAGCCGGAGCCUCUUCGGUCGAGCCGGAGCCAUUUUUUGCGAGCCCCUAGAGCUUCCCGCCAGAAACAUCCAAAUAUGGACAUAGUGCCUUUUUUUUGGUCUUGAUUAAUACGGUCUAUACGUGUUCUGCAAAGUGAAAAGUGAAAGAGGGUGGUGAGUUUUCUCUUAUUUUUAACAGUUUAUAGUUGUGUGCUUUUAAAAAGUAAAUUACGCAAUGCAAGCACUGAAGAACUAAAAUUUUGCACAUUUUGCUAUUGAAUUAUCAGAUUUGAGAGACUUUAAUCAUGGCUUCACGCUCUAGUUGUUCUGUGCCGUGGCGACUGUCUAACUAAGCUUUGACCUUGUACAAAUACCUGCGUCGCGGAUCAAAAAUUCUAGACUUGAAUGCUUCUCUUGUCACAUUUUACCUCCUCAAAUCCAACUUUCUAGAGGUUUUGAGCUAACACUUCAAAACUUCGCCCUAGCAGUCCUUGCUUUUAGACGGAUUAAAAAGAUUUGUGUUGCUCAAAAAUUGCUCAGGAAGGCAAAACUUGCUCGAGGUUGCUAAAACUGCACAGAGUUGCUCAAAUUUGCCGAGCACAAUUGGGCAAGCCUAACUGCACAUCCAUGACAGCUUUUAAAAGAGUAUAUCAGCUGUAGGGACCCAGAUGUCGACCCAUCGAGGUUACUGGUCUUUUCUGAUUGAGUUUCUGCUGAAACGUUUCUAGUUUUCAACUGAUUGCAGGCUCAAGUCCAAGUUGAUUGUUUUGCAAUGGUUAGAAGUUUAUUGUUUGUCUAUGAAGUAAAUUACAUAUUCAUCUACGGGAGCUUCACCUUUAGCCUUGGCUAAGUCUAUACAUUAUCACCCAUACCGUGACAUUUUAGCAUUUACCAAUUAACCUUAAGGCGCGCUUGAAUUGUUUGAUGCCUACAUAGUCUGAAACUGACGUUUACAAUUCCAACUCAGUCCGGUGUACUGUAGUGCUAGAAACAGCGACAUGCUGUCAAAUCUUGAAAAAAGGUAAGGUUUAAUAAGUAACGGUACACAGUUGGUAAUGAAGUGUCCGCAUUAGCGAGGUUAACUUUGUACAAGAAUCUGUUGAUUGGGCAAGAAACUGAAUUGUCCGCUAUCCGCACUAACGGGCUGUCCGCAUUAAGCGGGUUGAACUUAGAAAAAAUUUAAGGGCUUUCUCCAGGGACAUAGCAUUAGCGAGGCUAACUUUGCAUAAGAAUCUGCUGAUUGGGCAAGAAACAAUUGUCCGCUGUCCGUAAAAAGGAGGUGUCCGCACUAAAGCGAGUGUUCGUUGAGCGGGCUUUGACUGUAUCAUCUAACACAGAGCUCUAUUCCUACUUAUUCCUAAGGAGGCGUUUUGUAAUUUUACUUCUUAGAAUUGGUUUUUUUUAGCCGUCAGUUUUCUUGGUUAAAAGUUAUUCUUCUUGUCAAUCAUUGAAAUCUUGCAGGAGAAGAUUAUUUUCUAUCACAUGUGGUCGGGAUUUUUAGGUAGCUUGUCGCAAUUACUGACUCAGUACGGAGAAAGGUAGCAUUACACGCUGUCUUGUAUACCUCAACAAUAAUUAAGUAACCGGCUUCGAUCUUUUAGCCAAAGACUUUGCAAAAACGGUAUUAUUAUAAUCAUUGUUUAGAAUCCUGUCUUUUAUUCCUAUGGCUAUUGUAGACUGGUAUCCCUUUUCAGUUCAUAAUGGAGCUCCCAAUCAGGUCCCUAACUUGGGUCUUACGGUACACAACUCGAAAAAUUGGACCUUUCUUGCACGGUUUAGUGUUUAUCUAUAGAGGCUUUGUCAGUAUUGUUGUUUUUGCCAGCUAUCUAUAUCUGUAUACGAAAAUGGCUUUUAUUGACUAAGCUUAAAAACAGGACGUGCGUCAUAUAUUGUUGUUGUUGUUACUGUUGUUGACAUAUUCUAGUUCGCAGCAACUCGAUCGCACUGUAAUUUUCAGGGAGUUAUAAUAACUCCUCUAGUGGGGCUAAUUUAACUCCUUACAGUGGAGUUAUUUUUCGUGGAGUUAUUUUAACUCCAAAAAGGAGUUUAAAGAACUCUUUUUCAGGAGUAAAAGUGACCCCAGAUAUUGAGGAGUUAAAAUAACCCCAAAAAAGGAGUUAUCCUGUACCUAAAAUUUUUACUCCACUUUCAGAGUUAAAUUAAUUCCAAAAAGAGUAAAAACAACCCCUGUAAGGAGUACAAGUAACCCCAUUUCGGAGUAAUUUUAACCGCCAAGACUGGGAGUAAAAAGAACUCUUUUUCAGGAGUAAAAAUGACCCCAAAUUCGGAGUUAAAUUGGGAGUUAAAAUAACCCCAAAAAAGGGGUUAUCCUGUACCUAAAAUUUUUACUCCAUUUUUGGAGUUAUAAUAACUCCCUAAAAAUUACGGUGCGUUUAGUACCAUUAAUUGUUAAAUGUAUAUAAUAAUUUUCUGGUUAGCGACGGAUAUAUACCUCAGCAAUAAAAGUUUUUCUUGCCUUUACAUUUAUCUUGAACUCCGGUAAAAAAAAAAAAGAAACCCGUGCACAAUAUCCGCGGUCUGAGAACUAAUGAGAAGACCUGGUCUUUUAUUGCUGUCAAAUGAUUGGCCAGUCGGGGCCCGCCCUGGUCGGAAUAAAAAUAAAAUUUCAACUCAGAUUAAAAGACAAAUACCUUCGCCGCGAAAUUGCCAAGAACAACUAACGUAGACUAGGAUUCUGGACAUAGCUGUUUGCAAGAGAAAAGGCUAUUACUUUGUCUUAAUUGUUUUAAAAUCAGAGUAAAAUGGCAACUUUUUCAAUACUCGAAAAGAUAAGUGAGGAACUACCAGAAAGAGCUGUGGAGAGCGUUUGCGAAGGAGCUGAAGCAUUGAGCCUCUGUGACAUUCAGUUUGAUACUGAAGGAUAUUCUAAGAUCGAAAACCAAAAUGAGAAAGAUGAAAAAGACCAGCCUCUAAGCAGUGAUGGAAAUCCCAACGAUACAAAACAAAACUGGAGCACUCCACAAAAUGAGCACCAUUCUAGUACCGACGGCAGCCUCACUCACUCACACCCUUCACAGCGCUUAAGGAAGAUCAGUGUUGUUGAAUCAAGUGAUGCAGUCUUUGCUGAACGGAGAAACAUUAGAGUUUUCCAUAAGAAAUUUGGUGAAAGUAUGCUGUCUGAAAAUUCGAAGAUUUUCAACAAAAAAUUAUAG
Messenger RNA from Porites lobata, 9469 nucleotides. NCBI's taxonomy places the organism in Eukaryota, Metazoa, Cnidaria, Anthozoa, Scleractinia, Poritidae. The record is from the annotation of a GenBank genome assembly.